Trichogramma pretiosum is the source of this 4036-nucleotide messenger RNA. RefSeq names its product WASH complex subunit 5 (gene Strump). Lineage: Eukaryota; Metazoa; Arthropoda; Insecta; Hymenoptera; Trichogrammatidae. Gene Ontology annotation, cellular component: WASH complex; endosome. The coding region runs from base 488 to 3925 and encodes 1145 amino acids. The record is from RefSeq and is a predicted model, not a curated record. The transcript is spliced from 17 exons. Gene Ontology annotation, biological process: endosome fission; endosome organization; actin filament polymerization.
UUCAUUUGUCAAUUAAAAGUGACAUUAAUUUUGAAUUCUCAAACAUCAGUUUACUUAUAGUUUGGUAACUUACAAAAAAUCUAAAUACCUAAUAAAAUUAAAAAUUCAACAGUUCAAUACACACAACAAUGCAGUCAAUAAUUAAUUUUACUUCAACUGUAAUCAGAUACAAAAAAUUCAAUAAUAAAGUUAUUAGUUAUCUAUUUUGCUGGUGUAUUGUUUUUAUUAUGACAUAUGUUACCGGUGUCACUUUUGUUUUGACUUUCGGUGAUGUGCUUCAAUGCAAACGCCCCCGUACGGAAUGCUUUUAAAACUGGAAGUGUCAGAUCAGAUUCCGGUCAAAUGUCAAUGUGUGGCCGCACGAUCAUGUGUUGUUUUGAUUGUGUUGACUCGUGAAUGCAAAGUGACAUCGCCUUUGAAGCUCGAAUAUCGGCUUCGACUUAUAGUUUUAUAUUAAAAAGUGGAGUUCAAAUAAUAUUGAUGAAAGAUGGGUGAUUUUUUAAGAUCGAGUAAUUCCUUCGGACAGACUUUGCUACGGCUUGUUGCUCGAGGAAACGCUAUUAUUGCGGAACUUAUGCGGUUAAAAAACUACCUGCCGCCGCUAUACAGGUUGGAGUCAAAACACGAUGUGCAAAAAUAUGGUGCAUUAAUUGUUGAUUUUGCUUAUUUCAAAGCAGCGACCGCUUAUGAACAGAAAAUCGAAAAUAAUCCCGUACUGCAAGAAUUGGAUGAAGAACUUCGGAAGAAUUAUUCAGAUAUACUUUCAAGAUUUUACUCAGGCUUUGAAAGUAUUCAUAAGUACAUAACUGAUUUUAACAGUUAUAUCGAUGAAAUGGAAGAUGGAACUUAUCUUCAAGAAUCUUUUGAAUCAGUUAUGAUGAAUGAAGAAGGAAAGCAAUUAAUUUGUGAAGCUAUUUAUUUGUAUGGAAUUAUGUUACUACUAGUUGAUUGUUAUUUUGAUGGACAAAUACGGGAGCGUUUACUUGUUUCUUAUUACCGAUACAAUGUUCAAAAAGUUUCAUCCACUAGAGUAGAUGAUGUUUGUUUGCUACUCAGAUCUACUGGCUUCAGCAGAAAUUUAAACAAAAGACCACAAAACUAUCCUGAAUCAUACUUUCAGAGAAUACCGAUUAGUGAGUCAGUACUAGACUUGACUAUAGCUCGUUUACGUUUAGAUGAAAUUUAUAAUCAAACAAGUGCAUAUCCACAUCCAGACCACAGAAGUAUAGCUUUAUCUAAUCAAGCAUCUAUGUUAGUGAUCAUUUUAUGUUUCAAACCUUCUAUCUUAAUAACCCAGUCUGCUACAAUGAGAGAAAUUGUAGAUAGAUUUUUUCCUGACACUUGGGUAAUCAGUGUGUACAUGGGUAUUAUCAUAGACUUGGUUGAUUGGUGGAGUCCGUAUAAAGCUGCUAAAGCAGCAUUAAAUAAUACUCUAGAAAAUUCAAACAUUAAGAGAAUUUCACAAAAGUAUGGGCAACUUAUGGAGAAACAAUUAAUCAAAACUGGAGAAGCUCUUUCAUCUUUAAAUUUGGAUGAAGGAAAUAUAGGAUCUGUGAUAAAAUUAACUAGGGAUUGUAAUGUUACCUUACAUUGGAUAAUGUUACAUACAGCUACACCUACCAUUUUGAUAGAAGAUUCAAAACGAUUGAGAAACUUGAAGCAACUAAUAAUUCAGGAUAGCAAAUAUACUGUAGAAAAAACUUUACGAUUGUUACUAAACUCUGCUCAAAUUGAAUAUAAUAUCAAACAAAUGUACAAACAGUUGCUGCAAGAUAAGGAAAACAAAUGGGUUAAAAACAAAGAAAAAUGUAUCCUAAAAAUUAACAGAUUAGCUGAUGCAUUUUCUGGAGUCAAACAAUUAGAUGAUAUUGAAAAAAAUCAAACACUGGAAAACUGGUUUAGAGAAAUUAGUAAACACAUUGAAUCAGUGUUGGAGGAUGAUGGAAAAAAAAUUAUGCAAUUACUUCAGGCUUUGGAAGAAGUACAAGAAUUUCAUCAAUUAGAAAAUAAUUUGCAAAUAUUACAAUACUUGAAAGAAGCUAGACAAAUUUUACAUAAUAUGUUGCGAUCAAGUUUAAUGAACGAGGAUACAAUAAUUGCUUUAAAUAUUGUCACAGACUGUUGUUAUGCUUGGAAUAUUAUGGAAGCAUUUAUACCUGAAAUGCAGAAUCGAAUUAAAGCUGAUCCAAGUACUGUGAUUCAGUUGAAAGCCUUGCUUUCAAAGAUGGCUUCAGCUUUAGAAAUGCCAUUAUUACGAAUUAAUCAAAUAAAAAGUCCGGACUUGGCCUCUGUCUCUCAGUAUUAUAGUAGAGAGUUGGAAAGUUAUGCAAGGCAUGUUUUACAAAUAAUUCCUGAAUCAGUAUUUGCAAUACUCGCUCAGAUUGUAGAUCUUGAAACUAAUGUAUUUCAUGAAAUACCAAGUAAAUUGCAUAAAGAUAAAGUCAAAGAUUAUGCUCAAUCUCGUGAAAGGUUGAAGAUGGCAGAACUAACAUAUUCUAUUUCAAUUUUCACAAAUGGUAUGCUGUCUCUGGAAAGUGUAUCGCUAGGUAUUCUCAGAGUAGACUCUCAUAGACUCUUAGAAGAUGGAAUUAGACAAGAACUUGUAAAAAAAGUUACUUUAGCUUUACACAAUAGUCUAGUUUUUGAUGCUAAAUCGAAGGAUUUAUUGGUCAACAAAUUGCAAGCUUUAUCAACUGUGAUGGAUGGGUACAGAAAAUCAUUCCAAUAUAUACAAGAUUAUACAAAUAUAAAUAGUUUAAAAAUCUGGCAUGAAGAAAUUUCAUACAUUAUAAGUAAAGCAGUGGAAGAAGAAUGCAAAGGUUCUCUAUGGAUUCCAGGUAAACCAUGGUUAUUUUUGCCAGAAGAAAAACCAGUGAUUAAUUUACAACCGACGGAUUCAAAUUCACAAACCUUUAUGGGUAGACUUGCCAGAGAAAUAACUCGCAUUACGGAUCCAAAAACAACCAUGUACGCGGAACGAGAAUUUAUUUGGUACGAUCUGAAAACUCAAGCCGAGGUGUCGAAUCAUAAAAUCUUUUCAAUGAUUUUACAAGCAAUGGAUGCACCCGGGCUUAUAGGAUUGGAUAAAAUAUACUCGUACUUUAUAGCAACUGAAAUUCAAAGAACCGUGAAGUUUAUUGAUAGUGGAAUAAAAAGUAAAACAUGGGCCAAUACAUUGAAAGAAUGCGAAACAUUCCAAAAUUCCGAUAAUUUAAAAGGUAAUAGAAGUCGAUUUUUACUUCUGGUUAACAACUUGGUAACAAAAUCGUGGGUGCAGUUAUUCGAUUCAAUACUAAAAAUUGGCCAUUGGCAGCUGUUAAGGCAAAAAAUAUCCUGCCAAUUAAACUCUGCUAGUCAAAGCGAGGCUCAAGAUAUAGAAGCUUCAUUAAGAACUUUAAACGAUGCUGUGUUAGCAGAAGUAGAAGAGAAAGGUCUAAAUUCUUUUGAACCAGAGUUCCUGAAUGAAUUGAGUGCAAUGUUAGUGGCUGUUGGAAUAACCGAUGUAAAAAAUAAAAUUUACUUUCAGCCGCCAAAAAUGAAUAACAUAGAUAAUAUCCUGUUUUUAUUGACCGUGCCACAAUUGCAUAAAAUACAUUUUUGUAAAAAUUUAGCAUAUUUAACAAGUAAAAAGAUUCAAGAUCCAGUUGAUCCAAUAAUACUAAUUUUGGGUCUACAAACGUUUUUGAAGCAAUUCGGAAUAGAUUAUUUGAAUUCUUUUGUAACGCUUGUCAGUAAAUAUAUUUUAUCGUUUAUCGAAUCAGACUGCUCAAAAUUAUCCGAUGAAUUCGAAACUGAAACAAUUGCAGGAUUGCGCUUUUUGGAACUUUUUACAAAGCACGCAGGGAUUUCUAAAAAGUUAAUUUAUCAAACCAUUCCCAUACUUGCCUGUCACCAUUACGAAGUUAAAUUACUUUUGGCGAAGUGAGGCCCUUGUGCGACUGCCUUUAUAACUGUUUCAUAUUCUAAAAAGUUGUAAAUAAUACAUUUAUAAUUUUAUAUCAAAUUUUUGUGAUUAAAGAGAAAAAAUAAAAGAAAA